Molecule: messenger RNA, 1509 nt
Organism: Solanum lycopersicum (tomato)
Lineage: Eukaryota; Viridiplantae; Streptophyta; Magnoliopsida; Solanales; Solanaceae
Gene: KPP
Product: pollen-specific kinase partner protein
Molecular function (GO): guanyl-nucleotide exchange factor activity
Source: RefSeq, marked provisional
AUGGUUCGAGCAGUAGAGGAAGAGAAAUUAGAGAUUCCUGCUGUUGAACCUCAAAAUAGUAAUGGGUGGAAACUUACCCGUAAAGAGACCAUCAAGGCACGUAAUAUUAAUAAAGCAGACGAUUCAGCCUCUGCUAUCGUCAAAGAGAACAGCCCACCUUCAGAUAUGGAGCUGAUGAAGGAAAAAUUUGCCAAGUUGCUCCUUGGUGAGGAUAUGUCUGGCGGAGGAAAGGGUGUUUCAUCAGCAUUGGCGCUAUCAAAUGCAAUUACAAACCUUGCAGCUUCAGCGUUUGGGGAACAGAAGAGAUUAGAACCCAUGCAACCAGAGACUAAAGCCAAGUGGAGAAAAGAAAUUGAUUGGCUUUUAUCUGUUACAGAUUAUAUUGUUGAAUUUGUUGCUUCUAAACAAAAAUCAAAAGACGGAACAAUUAUGGAGAUUAUGGUGACAAAGCAGAGAACUGAUCUUCAAAUGAACAUUCCCGCAUUGCGUAAGCUAGAUACAAUGCUUCUGGAUUGUUUAGAUAGUUUUAAAGACCAAACAGAAAUCUGUUAUACAUCCAAAGAUGAUGAAGGUAAAACUGCCAGGAAAGAUGAUAAAUGGUGGAUACCUACCCCUAAGGUUCCUCCUAAUGGUUUGUCCGAUACUACUAGGAAAUGGCUGCAAUUUCAGAAAGAUUCGGUGAACCAAGUUCAUAAAGCAGCCCUCGCCAUAAAUGCUCAAGUUCUUACAGAGAUGGAGGUUCCUGAAAAUUAUAUAGAAUCCUUACCCAAGAAUGGGAGAGCGAGCCUUGGAGACUCGAUAUACAGGAGCAUCACGGAUGAAUACUUUGAUCCGGAUUACUUCCUUUCAACUAUGGACUUGUCCUCUGAACAUAAAAUUCUAGACCUCAAGAACAGAAUUGAAGCUUCCGUAGUUAUUUGGAGAAGAAAGAUGACAGCAAAAGAUGGGAAGUCAACCUGGAGUUCAGCCGUUAGUAUGGAGAAAAGAGAAUUAUUUGAAGACAGAGCAGAAACUAUCCUUCUUAUUCUUAAGCAUCGGUUCCCUGGAAUUCCUCAAUCAUCACUAGACAUAAGCAAAAUUCAGUACAACAGAGAUAUCGGGCAAGCCAUUUUAGAAAGCUAUUCAAGAAUAAUUGAAAGUAGGGCAUUCACAGUCAUGUCGCGAAUUGAAGAUGUAAUGCAGGCAGAUGAUCUGGCCCACGAUCCUUCAAAUGCAGAAGUAAAGAGGUUUCCAAUGGGAGAUUCAUUGGGAGUAUCAGAUGGAAUGUUUAAUGAUAAGGAAGAAGUAGAGAAGCUUAGUUCUGCAGAAACACCUAAUUCAAUGACACUGCUGGAUUUCAUGGGUUGGGGAGAAGGAGAUGAAGACACGGAGAAAGAUACGAAGGAAGAAAUCCGAUCAAAAGAAAGUGAUGCAAAGCUUCUAAGCAAACCUCCAAAUAUAGUUACUAACAAGAGAGUUUCUUACCUAGAGAAUUUAACUGGUUCCAGAAGUCCAACAGCACGCCACUAA